Molecule: messenger RNA, 2139 nt
Organism: Micromonas commoda
Lineage: Eukaryota; Viridiplantae; Chlorophyta; Mamiellophyceae; Mamiellales; Mamiellaceae
Exons: 2
Coding region: 1-2049 (682 amino acids)
Biological process (GO): nucleotide-sugar metabolic process
Molecular function (GO): dTDP-glucose 4,6-dehydratase activity
Source: RefSeq, a predicted model, not a curated record
AUGACCGCGGAAACCCAGCAGGCUAACGAGCUGUACGAGGCGAAAAAUGUCCUCAUCACGGGUGGUGCCGGGUUUAUCGCGUCGCACGUCGCGAUCCUGUUCGCCAAGAAGUACCCCCAGUACAAGGUCGUCGUCGUCGACAAGCUCGACUAUUGCGCCAACCUGAAUAACCUCCGCUCGAUCGCGGGGCUUCUCAACUUCAAGUUUGUCAAGGGUGAUGUCGGAUCCGCCGAUCUCAUGACCUACGUCAUGAGGUCCGAGGAGAUCGACACCGUGAUGCACUUUGCUGCGCAGACCCACGUCGACAACUCGUUCGGCAACUCGUUCGAGUUCACCGAGAACAACAUCCGCGGUACCCACGUUUUGCUCGAGACCGUCAAGACCCUGGGUACCAUCAAGAGAUUCCUCCACGUCUCCACCGACGAGGUCUACGGCGAGUCCUCCUACGAGAAGGAUGAGGCUAACGUUGAGGCGGCGUCCCUCCUGGAGCCGACCAACCCGUACUCUGCCACCAAGGCGGGCGCUGAGAUGCUUGUCAUGGCCUACGGCAGGUCGUACAACCUCCCGUACAUCAUCACCCGCGGUAACAACGUGUACGGUCCGCACCAGUACCCGGAGAAGGCCAUCCCCAAGUUCAUCAUGCUCGCGCAGAGCGGCGGCACCAUCCCCAUCCACGGCGACGGCAUGGCGACGCGUUCGUACAUGCACGUGUAUGACGCGGCUUCCGCAUUUGAUACCAUCCUGCACAAGGGCGCGAUCAAGGGGGUUUACAACAUCGGCGCGCACGAGGAGCGCACCGUGCUGUCCGUCGCUCAGGACAUCGGCAAAUCUCUCGGCAAGGACAUCUCCAAGACGAUCGUGCACGUCUCCGACCGCAAAUUCAACGACCGUCGCUACUUCAUCGACUGCAGCAAGCUCCUCGCUCUCGGAUGGACGCAGCAGGUGUCGUGGGAGGAGGGACUCAAGGAGACCAUCGAUUGGUACACCAAUAACGGUCAGGCUAGCGGUUACUGGGGUAACCUCAGCGGCGCGCUCGUGGCGCACCCGACGGGGGGUAAGCCCCAGCUCGAGGGUGAGGUGUAUCAGAGCCUCGAGGAGAUGAUGGCAGCGCAGGAGAGGGAGCGGGCGGCUGAGCGCGAGGAAGGGAAGGGGGAGAAGAAGCCGAUGUUCCUCGUCUACGGCCGCACGGGCUGGAUCGGCGGUAAACUCGGCAAACUCCUCACGGAACUCGGUCACGACUGGUGCUACGGCAGCGCGCGCCUGCAGGACCGCGUGGGCGUCCAGGACGACAUCAAGCGCUCCAAGUGCACGCACAUCCUCAACGCCGCGGGCGUCACCGGACGACCCAACGUCGACUGGUGCGAGGACCACAAGGUGGAGACCAUUCGCGCGAACGUCAUCGGCGUUCUCCAGCUUUGCGACGUCGCCCUCGAGAACAACGUCCACGUCACCAACUUUGCCACCGGUUGCAUCUACAAGUACGACGACGCGCACACCAUCGGAGGCGUCCCGUUCACCGAGGAGGACGACCCCAACUUUGGGGGUUCGUUCUACUCGGAGACCAAGUCGUACAUGGAGAUGAUGCUCAGGCACUACCCCAACGUGAUGCAGUGCCGCGUGCGCAUGCCCAUCGACGGGGAUCUCCAGAACCCGAGGAACUUCAUCACCAAGAUUGCCAACUACGCCAAGGUUGUCAACAUUCCCAACUCCAUGACGGUGUUGGAAGAGUUUGUCCCGAUGGCGGUCGAGGGCGCCCUUCGCGGCCUCACCGGCGCGUACAACUGGACUAACCCCGGCGCCAUCUCCCACAACGAGGUUCUCGAGCUGUACCGCGACUACCUGCACCCCGAGUUCACCUGGGAGAACUUCACGGAGGAGGAGCAGGCGGAGGUCAUCAAGGCUCCGAGGUCCAACAACACCAUGUGCGACAAGAAGAUCCGCGCCGCCUUCCCCCAGGUGCUCGGCAUCAAGGAGUCCAUCAUCAAGUACGUGAUGGAGCCCAACAAGAAGGCCGGCAUGAGGGCGCCCAUCAAGCGAGAGAUCAAGUGAAGAGCGAGUAUAUUAUCGUUAUUACGAAGGUAGCGCGGGGCGCAUCCCCAGAAGUUUUUAUUUCAGCCGAGCUGAGCCGCUUCUGCCCCG